This is a messenger RNA of Ilyonectria robusta, 746 nucleotides long. RefSeq lists its product as uncharacterized. The transcript is spliced from 2 exons. The record is from RefSeq and is a predicted model, not a curated record. Lineage: Eukaryota; Fungi; Ascomycota; Sordariomycetes; Hypocreales; Nectriaceae. The coding region runs from base 231 to 746 and encodes 171 amino acids.
CGGCGACGACUCUCACCUCCUCGUGGUGCCGGCUGGGAACCUGGGAAUGCCUUUGCCUCCGAGGCAUUCGCAGAGCUAAGAAGAGUCAUCACCGACCAGCACUUGUCCGCUGGUUUGGGCGGUGGUUGCGCGAUAGGGCUCACGAGCCCUACCCUCCACAAGCAACAAGGGAACACUUUAAAAACCACCCGAAACGCGACCGCGAAAUCGAGCCUACAAACGAUGAACAUAUGGGUCGUGGAAGAGGACACCCUUGGGGUGCUUCUGGGCUGCUCUGUUGUAAGGACACCAAGACGCGCCGGAUAAGCGACAGGAAGCGUGAUAGUCACGGCGAAAACGAACGAGAAGGAACGGCACUCUUGAACCCGCACAGAGAACGACAAGGCACCUUGAGAGGAUGCAAGUGGACAAACUUCUGCGAGACACGGUCGGCCUGGCAAGAGAGAUCUUGCGAGGUAGCGCGAAACAGACUUGACAAUCUGCGGGGCGCGGCAUAUAAUGGAAGCGACGGAAGGCUGGGUGGGCGGACUGCAGUUACGACACUUUCUAUAUGGCCCGAGAGGACGGACGCGCGUGUCGGUCUACCGAGAGGACAGGAUCCUGAAGAUGGCCAUCGAGGAUGGGGCUUUGGGUUGGCUGUGGAGGUGGGCUUAAGGAGCAAACUGGUAUUGACUUGCGAACCGGCAGUGCCCCGCGCAAGGAGCGGAAUAGGAUCCAAGGGGAUGCAAGGUAGAGGGUCUAUGUAG